AUGUUGAAAGCCUUGGUCACAAUCUCAUCCCGGCCACCCACCACUAAGCAGAAUGCCAGAUGCCUACGACCGCAGAGCAUGAUGCGCCACGCCCCUGGCUCACUCAUUCUCAUGCAAGGCCCGACGCACCGCGGCGACGCGAGUGAGUGAGGCCAUACAAGGUGGUGGAUCUUCGCCUUUGUGCAUCAAGUGAGAAGCGGCCCAUUCGCAUCUCCACCUGUAUAUGCAGGCAACUUACAGGGAGGAAAUGUACCACAAAUCCGGCACAAGGUGGGUGAGGUGCCAACCGCAGGAAAGCUGAUUCGUGUCCGCACAUGGAUUGCAGUCCCAUCGUGCGAUGGGCCAACCAUUGUCCUUACACUUUCUCCCUUUUGAUCGCC
Molecule: messenger RNA, 380 nt
Organism: Periconia digitata
Lineage: Eukaryota; Fungi; Ascomycota; Dothideomycetes; Pleosporales; Periconiaceae
Source: the annotation of a GenBank genome assembly